GACGCACCAGAGUGCAGCCCGUCAGUCACCUCGGCAUGACGAGAAACAACAAAACAGCCCCACAUAGCUGCGAUUUACGAUAACAGUGGGAGAAAACUCUUCGUUCAGCACUCUCCGGUGUGCCACACGUUCAGCACGAUGCCGCGACGUGUCCGUUCACUUGACCGCAACGUAGGAUGAGGAGAAGAUGCUAGCUAGCUAGCUUGCUAGCUUCCUUGAGCCACACACACAGUAACAGCCAGCCUCGGUAGCCUGUAGCUAACUGGUCGCUCCCCGCUGAACAGUCGAGGCAACGCAAUCAUGACACAGACAGUCAACCUGUGUUCAGUGUCCCUUGGAGUGGAGGGUAUGACAUGUGGCUCUUGUGUCCAGUCCAUAGAGCAACGCAUUGGGGGUCUACAUGGAGUGAUACAUAUAAAGGUGUCUUUAGAGAAGAAAAAUGCUGCUGUCAUAUUUGACCACAGCCAACACAGCCCAGAGUCUCUGUCAGAGGCCAUCGAGGACAUGGGCUUUGAUUCAAGUCUACCAGAGGGCACCACAGCGACACCCGUUUCUAUAGAUACCCAGCUGAUCUCCACCUCAGGCCUGACACCUGCAGCCCAACAAGAAGCUUUGGAGAAGCUAUCACAAAUUCAGGGAGUGCUGGAUGUCAGAGAGAACCUGCCCCAGAUGGGUUUCACCGUCACCUUUGUUCCUUCCCUGAUUUCCACGCAGCAGCUGACUGAAAUGGUGCCCAGUGUAACACCUCCAGAGGUCCCCACCCCCAGCAGCCCUACGCAAAAAGGCCUAACCCUCCCAUCAUCCCCCACCAUGGGAGGUGGGGUGGCAUUCUUGAAGUUACGCAUUGAAGGAAUGACCUGCCACUCCUGUACCACCACCAUUGAAGGGAAGAUCGGAAAACUGAAAGGGAUUGAAAAGAUCAAAGUUGUUUUACAAUCUCAGGAAGCUACAAUCGUCUAUUUGCCUUACCUCAUCACUGUCCAAACCAUCAUCGAUCAGAUUGCUGUUGCGGGCUUUAAGGCCUUUGUCAAGUCAAAGCCCCGCCCUCUGCAGCUGUCCCCUAGUGAAAUUGAACGUUUUGUUGAUUCCCAAAAACCAACAGUUUCGUCACCAUCGGAAACAUCAGAGGAGACAGAAAUCUUCAUAGACACAACACUUGACACGCUCAGGGUGAAAGGCAUGCACUGCCGUUCCUGUGUGGUCAAUAUUCAAGACAAUAUCUCAGCGCUGCCCGGUGUUUCCUCUGUGGAGGUCUCCCUGGAGAACGAGAAGGCCACUAUCUGCUAUGAUCCUCUUAAAAUCACAGUGACUCAGCUGCAGCAGGCAAUUGAGGCGCUGCCUCCAGGAAACUUUAAAACUCAACCCUGGGACGCCUCUGGACCUCUUAGCCCUGUAUCCACAUUGCCUUUGCCUCCCUCAUCAUCAGCGCAGCCUGCAAGAGCAACCCAGGCCAAACCUGCUGCCUCACAGCCUUGCUUUAUCCAGCCUCUGGCAUCUGUGGUUAAUAUUCACAUUGAAGGCAUGACGUGCAACUCCUGUGUCCAGUCCAUUGAAGGCAUGAUCUCCCAAAGGAAGGGUGUGAUAUCAGCCCAGGUCUCUCUGGCUGAUCACCAGGGGAUCUUUGAGUAUGAUCCCCUCCUGACCACACCAGAGGAGCUGAGGGAGGCCAUAGACGACAUGGGAUUUGAUGCUUUCCUUCCUGAGACCAACUCCUUGCUGCCUACAUCUGAUCCCAUAUUGUCAAAGUCUUUAAGUACACCAACUGUCAAAGGUAAAGAGCUGGACAAUGACCUACACAAAGAAACCACCCAGGGUCGCAAUGGAGAAGUACACUCUAAAUGCUACAUCCAGAUCGGAGGGAUGACCUGUGCUUCCUGUGUGUCAAACAUCGAGCGGAACCUCAAGAACGAACCUGGUAUCUACUCUGUUUUGGUCGCACUGAUGGCCAGUAAAGCAGAGGUCCGUUAUAAUCCUGAAGUCAUCGACCCUGUGAAGAUCGCUGAGUGUGUGAAAGAGCUGGGCUUCAGCGCCUCAGUUAUGGAGGACUAUGAAGGUUCAGAUGGAAACCUAGAACUAGUGGUCAGGGGAAUGACGUGUGCCUCUUGUGUUCACAAAAUCGAAUCCAGCCUUAUGAGAGAAAAGGGGAUUAUAUAUGCCUCUGUUGCCUUGGCAACCAACAAAGCACACAUCAAGUACGACUCAGAAAUUAUAGGGCCACGAGACAUCAUCAAGCUGAUCGAGAACCUAGGAUUUGAAGCGUCUUUAGUAAAGAGGGACCGCACUGCCGAUCACCUGGACCACAGCAAGGAGAUUCGACAAUGGAGGAGAUCCUUCUUUGUGAGCUUGAUUUUCUGCGUGCCUGUGAUGGGAAUGAUGAUUUACAUGAUUAUCAUGGACCACCAGAUGAAUGUUUCACAUCAACACAACUCAACAGCAGAGGACCGCAAUCAUUACCACUCCACCAUGUUCCUGGAGAGACAGCUGAUCGCAGGCCUCUCCAUCAUGAACUUCCUCUCCUUCCUCUUCUGUUUGCCUGUUCAGUUUAUUGGAGGUCGCCAUUUCUACAUUCAAGCCUACAAAGCAGUGAAACACAAAUCUGCCAACAUGGAUGUGCUCAUUGUUCUCGCCACCUCCAUAGCUUUCAGCUACUCGCUGGUCGUCCUCAUCGUGGCCAUGGUAGAGAAGGCAAAAGUCAACCCCAUCACGUUCUUUGACACACCACCCAUGCUGUUCGUCUUCAUCUCUCUGGGACGGUGGCUGGAACAAAUAGCCAAGAGCAAGACCUCUGAGGCUUUGUCCAAACUGAUGUCUUUACAAGCUACUGAGGCCACGGUGGUCACUCUCAGCAGUGACAAGUCUAUUCUCAGCGAGGAGCAGGUGGACGUUGAGCUGGUGCAGAGGGGCGAUGUGGUGAAAGUAGUUCCUGGAGGGAAGUUUCCAGUCGAUGGGAGGGUCAUUGAAGGACAUUCCAUGGCUGACGAGUCUCUUAUCACAGGUGAGGCCAUGCCUGUGACAAAGAAGCCCGGGAGCUCGGUGAUUGCAGGCUCCAUUAACCAGAAUGGCUCUUUGCUCGUCAGUGCUACACAUGUUGGCAUGGACACCACACUGUCUCAGAUUGUCAAGCUGGUGGAGGAGGCUCAGACUUCAAAGGCUCCCAUCCAGCAGUAUGCAGAUAAAAUCAGUGGCUAUUUUGUGCCCUUCAUUGUUGGCAUAUCUGUACUCACACUGAUCGCCUGGAUUUUCAUUGGGUUCUUGGACUUCUCUGUAGUUGAGGAGUACUUUCCUGGUUAUGACAAAAGCAUUUCCAGAGCCGAGGCAGUGAUUCGCUUCGCCUUCCAGGCCUCCAUAACAGUAUUAUGCAUCGCCUGUCCCUGUUCCCUUGGCUUGGCAACCCCGACAGCUGUCAUGGUGGGCACAGGGGUUGGAGCCCAAAAUGGCAUCCUGAUAAAGGGAGGGGAGCCACUCGAGAUGGCACAUAAGGUCCAGUCGGUGGUGUUUGACAAGACUGGGACCAUCACCUAUGGUGCGCCGAAGGUGAUCCAAGUCAAGAUAGUCGUGGAGGGAAAUAAGAUGCCUCGCUCCAGACUGCUGGCUAUUGUUGGCACAGCUGAGAACAACAGCGAACACCCUCUGGGAGCAGCUAUCACCAAAUACUGUAAACAGGAGCUUGGCACAGAGUCUCUUGGCACAUGCACAGACUUUCAGGCAGUGCCAGGCUGUGGCAUCAGAUGUCAGGUCAGCAACACGGAGACUCUGCUAAAACAGGCGGACAGUGACAGCGAGGACAACAACCAGCGCAACAGUGUCCUCGUCCAGAUCAGUGACACCAGGCUGUCCACCAGCUCGCAUCCCCUCAUCAUGGACCCACAGCCACUAAGCCUGGUUCAGACAGCCACCUAUACUGUCCUGAUUGGCAAUCGAGAAUGGAUGAGAAGGAACUGUCUGCAAGUCAGACCUGAUAUUGAUGAAGCUAUGACAGAGCAUGAGCGCAGAGGACGCACAGCUGUUUUAGUAGCUGUAGACAACCUGCUGUGUGCAAUGGUAGCAAUAGCAGACACAGUGAAACCAGAGGCUGAGCUGGCAGUGCAUACGCUGACCAACAUGGGUCUGGAAGUUGUGCUGAUGACUGGAGACAACAGCAAGACAGCUCGAGCUAUUGCUGCUCAGGUGGGCAUCAGGAAGGUGUUUGCUGAAGUACUUCCUUCCCACAAGGUGGCCAAAGUGGAGCAGCUGCAGCAGGAAGGAAAAAGAGUCGCCAUGGUGGGUGACGGUGUUAAUGACUCGCCUGCUCUGGCCAUGGCUGACGUGGGCAUCGCCAUAGGAACCGGGACAGAUGUGGCUAUAGAGGCCGCAGAUGUGGUGUUGAUCAGGAACGACCUGCUGGACGUGGUUGGCAGUAUUGAUCUCUCUAAAAAGACAGUCAAGAGGAUCAGGAUCAACUUUGUUUUUGCUCUUAUUUACAACCUGGUUGGAAUUCCUAUUGCUGCUGGUGUGUUCCUUCCCAUUGGUCUGGUGUUACAGCCGUGGAUGGGCUCUGCUGCGAUGGCCCUUUCAUCCGUCUCUGUGGUUUUGUCCUCCCUUCUACUCAAAUGUUACACUAAACCCAGUGCUGAGAAGCUGGAGGCCAGACUGGGUAACAGCAGACGGCAGGGCAGCCUGUCCGACGUCAGCGUCCACAUUGGCAUGGGUGAGCUGCGUCGUCCCUCCCCCAAACUCAGCCUGCUGGACCGCAUUGUCAACUACAGCAGAGCCUCGAUCAACUCCCUGCGCUCCGACAAGCACUCCCUCAACAGCUUAGUGCUCAGUGAGCCCGACAAACACUCGCUGCUGGUGGGGGGGGAGCUGUGUGAGGAGGAGUUUUGCUGAAUAUGUGGAGCUCAGAUGGCCAGCAAAGACUUUUGUUUGCUGAAGUAGACAGUAACUGCAUUUAUUCAAUGCUAGGCCACGCUAAGCUGAAAGGGUUACAUUGAAUAAUGGCCCAUCCAUCUGCUGUAGGUGCCUCCAGGGCAGCACUGUUUACUUGAUGAAAGCGUAUAUGCCCCGUGUUUUCUUUUAUGCCAACCAGCUGAUCACAUGCACUUCAGAGUGUGCUGGGGUGAUUUUUGUUGAGGUCACUGCCCUCGAAGGCGCUCUUCGACAAAGCCUCCGACCCUGAGAUCCUCCGACACUGUCUGUUCAGGGGCAUGAAGCUUCCUCAGAGCGUUGAAGCAAGUGUCCACAUCCAGGAAGCAGAGUUCUGAUCAUCUCUGCCACUGUGGUCAUUUGCCCUUACAAUCUUUACCACCUAUCCAAAGACAUUUACACAGCGGUGCGCCACUUGCGAGAGUGGCCGCCACGGAGUUCUAUUUUAACACAGUUUCCUUAAAGGGAAAAUUAUAACACUGUUGUAUAAUUCUGUUCCACACUAUUUAUAUUAUCAUUAUUUAUCUAUUUUUUCAUUAUAUCCUUUGGGAAAAAUGAAGUUAUUGAAUCCAAAUGCCAAUUUUUGUUUUUAAUCUCACAAAAUGUGUAAUUACCGCGUAAGAUCAAGCAUAAAAACCCAAUCUAUGAAGCCUUGUAACUAGCUGCAAACUGAUUGUCGUGCAAACGGAGUGAGUUGUAUAUGUCAGUGUUACCCAAGUGCCAACUGAAGUGCCACUCUGGCAAAGUCCAACACAUUCCAAAGAUAGCGCCGUACAGAAGUUAUCUUGGACUUCAUGUGCACAAAGUGGGGACAGAGAUACAUAAGGUCAAAGACUCAAUGCAGAGAUCUGCUGAAGGUUGACUAUUUGCUGGUUUUAUAGUUGUGUGAACCCUCUGCACCUUUGGUCAAUGAUACAAGUUGUCCGUGGACGAAUGUGAACAUUAUUUACUGUUAUAAUGAAGCAGAAGUUGUUACAUAGAUGGCAUUGUGCUUGGGUUCCUUUAUUUGCCUGUUGCUUUGAAAAGGCCAAACUGUAAAUGCAUUUGUGUCCUCCUUGCUAUUACAGUAGGUAAGGAGGUGUUACUGUUCCUCCAAAUUUCUUUCAGUGGUGCAAAUCUGUCAGUUUUUCUGCUUGUUUUUGUAAGAUUCACACUGUUGCACUUGAUCAAAGAAACAUGUUGAAACCCAGGAGAGCGGGAAGCACAGCAGUAUCAGCAGACUGAGCCUGCUGUGUCCCAGCAGGUCCACAAGCAAGUUACUGAGAAACAAACGCUGAUGGCUUAAGUAGGUUUGCUUCAGAAAUCACAUUGUACAAUUCAAGUAAGAUCGCAGCAGUGAUGUUUUGCAAUCAUAGACAGAUUGUUGAACUGUCGCGCUUUAUUUUUUUCUUCUGUAAAUUCUCUAGUUGUUUGUGCAUUGUCAAAUCAGCAAGUCAAAAAAAAAUCAUACAAUCCAGCCAUUCCUUAAACUUCUGUGUCACAAUCUCUCCUGUGUUUCUCUCAGCUGACGAAAACAGGAAUCAGUUUGUCCUGCCGCCUUCCCAUAAUGCACUACGUUCUGUAGCAGUCGCAGCUUGCUGGAUGCACUUCUGCCAAUCUGUUGUUUUUGUGCAAUGCUUUGUAAAGGCGUCCAUAGGGCUUCAGAUCUGUGUGCAGUCAAAUUUACGCAAGUCCAUGUGUGCUAUCUUCCAUGGUUCUUCUGAACAUUGUGUGCCUUGGAAUAAAAUGCUUUUAUAACCUCA
This is a messenger RNA of Stegastes partitus (bicolor damselfish), 6644 nucleotides long. It is a transcript of the gene atp7a, whose product is annotated as ATPase copper transporting alpha. The transcript has 23 exons. Lineage: Eukaryota; Metazoa; Chordata; Actinopteri; Pomacentridae. Gene Ontology annotation, molecular function: ATPase-coupled monoatomic cation transmembrane transporter activity; ATP hydrolysis activity; copper ion binding. The coding region runs from base 301 to 4866 and encodes 1521 amino acids. The record is from RefSeq and is a predicted model, not a curated record. Gene Ontology annotation, biological process: monoatomic cation transport. Gene Ontology annotation, cellular component: membrane.